This is a messenger RNA of Beta vulgaris subsp. vulgaris (sugar beet), 970 nucleotides long. RefSeq names its product probable calcium-binding protein CML44. The coding region runs from base 314 to 835 and encodes 173 amino acids. The record is from RefSeq and is a predicted model, not a curated record. Gene Ontology annotation, molecular function: calcium ion binding. NCBI's taxonomy places the organism in Eukaryota, Viridiplantae, Streptophyta, Magnoliopsida, Caryophyllales, Amaranthaceae. The transcript has a single exon.
UGUAUAAGGAAAGAAACGAUUAAAAAGGCUUUCAUAUAUAUCUUCCACGGCUCAAACUGUCAAACAUCAUUUUCCAAGAAGCUUCCUCAUCCAUCUUCACCUUCUUACGACCACAUCAAUAUUGGCAUGCAUACGUACUUGUCAUACAAUUUCCACCAAUUAUUUAAACUUAUGCCAAACAAUCAAACAUAAUCUUCAUUCAUAUAAAUGCAAGCAAAUGCAUGCCUUUUCCUUCAUAAUACCAUAUGCCAUUUCAACAACUUUGAAAAGCCACCUUAAAAUCUAAAUCUCCUUAAUUCGAUAUAUCUAUAUCAUGUCUGUUUGUGUGACCAUGUCUGUUUUCAGCCCUUCAGACGUUCACAGCAUGUUCAACUCUCUAGACCAAAACAAUGACGGCCUAUUAAGCCUCGACGAGCUCGUGUGGCUCCUACAGAAGACCGGCGUUCAAGUCACUGAAGAAGAACUCGCUUCGUUGGUGGGUAAGGAGGGUUUAGAUUUUGAUGAGUUUUCCUACUUUUAUGAGACAUUAUUGUUAGAGAAUAAUAAUAAUAAUGUUAGAAAUAAUGGUGGACGAAAUGAAAAUGAUCAUCAAGAGAUAAUAAUGAUGAAGGAGAAAGAAGAGGAAGAUAAUGAAUUGUACAAGGCUUUUAAGGUGUUUGAUUUGAAUGGUGAUGGACUUAUCUCCUCUGAAGAGCUUCAAAGUGUGUUAUGGAAAUUGGGUAUGUGGGAGAAACAUGGGGGGUUAGAUUGUGAGAGAAUUAUAUGUAAAUAUGAUGUUAAUAGUGAUGGAUUUGUAGAUUUUAGUGAGUUUAAAACGAUGAUGCUUGCACAUUGAACUUUUAGAUUAUUAUGGGCUAAAAGUGAUAUUCAAGCUUUGUUGUUUGGCUUGAAUGUGUUAAUAUUGAAGCUCGAUUAGUGGAAUGUAUCAGUUAUUGUAAAUUGUAAUGCAACCUAAGUUUCUUUCUUUGAA